Molecule: messenger RNA, 1267 nt
Organism: Microplitis mediator
Lineage: Eukaryota; Metazoa; Arthropoda; Insecta; Hymenoptera; Braconidae
Gene: Rab11
Product: ras-related protein Rab-11A
Exons: 5
Coding region: 442-1089 (215 amino acids)
Biological process (GO): exocytosis
Cellular component (GO): recycling endosome
Molecular function (GO): GTP binding; GTPase activity
Source: RefSeq, a predicted model, not a curated record
GAUAAUAAUAAUAAUAACAGUGCGCAAGCGCAAAUAAAAAUAACAAUACGCAUGCGCAAAGCUCUAAAUUUGGAGGGGCGUAGAAAGGAGGCCAUAUUGUACAGUUAAAUUGAAAGAAAGAAAAAUAAUUUUGUUGUACUAUCGUCUCGUGACCCAGGGGCCAGAGCGACUUGGGCAGACAAGAAUAUAAAUUUUACCGUAGACAGAAGAGCAGAUAAAGAGAGACAAAGAUACAGGAACUAGUGCUCAAGUUUAUUAGAAACACACACACACACACUGCAAACCUCAACAAGAAUCCUCAUAGAUUUUCCAUUGUGUAUAAAUAUAUAUAUUUAUAUAUCUAUCUAUAUACAAUAUACCUACUCAGUGAUAUCUUUAAUCAAUUAGACGUCGAUUUGUAGCCGUGCAUACGUUCCUCGUAUUUAUCGCUGACACAACGAGAUGGGCACCAGAGACGACGAGUACGAUUAUUUAUUUAAAGUGGUUCUUAUCGGAGAUUCGGGAGUAGGAAAGAGUAAUCUCCUGUCGAGAUUCACCCGCAAUGAAUUUAAUUUGGAGAGCAAGUCGACAAUUGGAGUUGAGUUUGCGACACGAAGUAUACAAGUAGAUGGCAAAACUAUCAAGGCCCAAAUUUGGGACACUGCUGGCCAAGAACGUUAUCGAGCCAUAACUUCUGCGUACUAUCGUGGAGCUGUGGGUGCAUUGCUGGUGUACGACAUUGCGAAACAUUUAACGUACGAGAAUGUCGAGAGAUGGUUACGGGAAUUACGAGAUCACGCAGAUCAAAACAUAGUAAUAAUGCUUGUGGGUAACAAAUCUGAUUUGAGGCAUCUUCGUGCUGUACCAACUGACGAAGCUAAAGCAUUUGCUGAGAGAAAUGGUCUUUCAUUUAUUGAAACAUCUGCUCUCGAUUCUACAAACGUUGAAACGGCCUUCCAAAAUAUAUUGACUGAGAUUUACAGAAUUGUCUCGCAGAAACAGAUAAGAGAUCCGCCCGAGGGUGAUACCAUUAGAGCACAAAAUGUCGAACCGAUUGACGUUAAGCCGACAAUGAGUUCGGAUGGAAUGCGUAAACAAUGCUGCCAGUGACUCGCCGCACUGUUUUACACAAUCAGUAAUAAUAAGGGAGGAAAAAUAAAAGUGGUAGCUGGUGAUAAAUAUUGCAGGUGUGUAACAGUACGAGAACUAAGACUAUGUGUGCGGGCCUGUACUCUCGUACGCUAAGUAACGAGGAUCUCUUUGCCUCAGUUUAAAAAAUAUUUUAAAA